AAACAACAAUCAAAAUCUCCUUCCUCUGUCUCCGUCUCUCUGGUUUCCGAUUUCGUGAAUCCAAUUUUUUUGUUUGUAUGUAUUCGCUUCGUCUCUCCAUUGUUCUUCUUCCUCUUACGUAUACGUAACCCAAAUGGCGAUUAGAUCCUCGGGAAGAAAACUAUCGUUUGAGAUUCUCAGCCGAAGCAGCUCCUUUGAGAAUGAUGAUACAUCAAUUCGCCGAUCCAGUUCAGAUCCAAUCACCGGAAACGACGCUUCUGAAUCACCUAGAGACUACGGGAAACGAAAGAGAUCGAAGAAGAAGAAGAAGAACAACAACAACAAAGUCGAGACUAUUCUAGAGAAUGGUGAUUCUCAUUCAACGAUCGUCACCGGUGACUUUGGAGAGACUACAACGAUGUUUGAGAACAGAUUGAAUUACUAUGGCGGUGGUGGUGGUGGUAGUGGUAGUGGUGGUUGUGUUGUGACGCUAUUAGAUGGACAAACUGUUCAUCAUAAUGGGUUCAAUUUUGGUGAGUUAAGGCAGAGGAAUGUUAAUGGGAGUGUUGAUGGGAGUAAUGAUGAGCGGUGGUCUGAUACUAUGAGUUCUGAUAAGAAGUUAUAUAUGGAGGAGACUAGUGUGGAGCUAAGCUCUUCUGAGAAUCCACCGUUUCAAGAAGUGCAGCAUCAGUUUCCAAGAAGUGAGGUUAAUGGGAAUGUGGUAAGGAGAUUAGAUACAGAAGCUUCUUUGGAUUGGAAACAGCUUGUGGCUGAUGAUCCUGAUUUUCUUUCUGCUGAGACGAGGUCACCUAUGAAAUACUUUAUGGAGGAAAUUUAUGGUGGGAUUUCAUUACGGAGCACAACGACUCCUGGGAAUGAUAUUGAACGCGAAAGGAUAUAUGAUACGAUCUUCCGUUUGCCGUGGCGAUGUGAAGUGCUUAUAGAUACUGGCUUUUUUGUCUGCGUCAACUCAUUUCUGUCAUUGUUGACAGUCAUGCCAAUAAGAGUCCUGCUGAUAUUUAUGGAUGCAAUUAAGAACAGGCAGUUCAGGAGGCCCUCCUCAUCGGAGUUGUCUGAUCUUGCUUGUUUUCUAGUUUUGGCUACUGGUACCAUUCUUCUCGGGAGAACAGAUAUCAGCCUAAUUUACCACAUGAUUCGUGGUCAAAGUACCAUAAAACUCUAUGUGGUUUAUAAUAUCUUAGAGAUAUUUGAUAGACUAUGUCAAAGUUUUUGUGGAGAUGUAUUCGGGGCCCUAUUUAGUUCUGCAAAGGGACUGGCGAUUUCCCCUCCUGAGAAACUGAGAUUUUCAACUUGGAGAUUUGUUUCUGACCUAGCAUUAACUAUGGCUGCCUCAAAUAUCCUUACAACUUGCUUGCUAGCAAUUACCCUGUCAACUUGUAUUGUUGCUCACAACAAUGCCUUGUUGGCCCUUCUGGUGUCAAAUAACUUUGCUGAGAUCAAGAGCAGUGUCUUUAAGCGUUUCAGCAAGGACAACAUUCAUGGUCUAGUAUAUGCGGAUUCAAUAGAGAGAUUCCACAUAUCGGCGUUCUUGGUGUCUGUUUUGGCUCAAAAUAUUCUCGAGUCUGAAGGUGCAUGGUUUGGAAACUUUAUCUACAAUGCUACUACGGUCUUCUUCUGUGAGAUGAUGAUAGACAUCAUCAAGCAUUCAUUUCUUGCCAAGUUCAAUGACAUCAAACCUAUAGCGUACUCUGAGUUUCUUCAAGCCCUCUGCGAGCAGACUUUGAACAUUCGCCCGGAAGAUAGAAAGACAAAUCUCACCUUUGUUCCCCUUGCACCCGCUUGUGUGGUGAUCCGAGUACUGACUCCAGUAUACGCAGCACACUUGCCGUACAGUCCACUCCCAUGGAGAAUGUUGUGGAUGGGUGCUUUCAUUGAUUCGGAUCAAACUCAGAACUACAUUCUAAUGGAUUCACAGUCAACUGUCUCCGGUGUGAAAACUGUGAAGAUAAGCAAUGUUUCACUACUUGUUUCUAAGAAAGAUGUUAAAGAGUUCUUUUCUUUCUCUGGUGACAUUCAGUUCGUCGAGAUGCGAAGUGAGACACAAGAAAGUCAAGCUGCUUAUGUUACUUUUAAGGAUCCUCAAGGCGCAGAAACUGCAAUGCUCUUAACGGGAGCGGUCAUUGCAGAUCUUCGUGUUAGUAUUACUCCUGCUGUUAACUACGAGCUGCCACCAGAAGCCCUUGCACUUGACUCGGAAAGUUCAUUUAACGGUUUCACUGUCAAGAAAGCUGAAGAUGUGGUGAACAUCAUGGUGGGAAGGGGUUAUGCUCUUGGAAAAGACGCCAUGGAGAAAGCCAAAGCAUUUGACGACAGACACAAUUUGAUCUCAAACGCUUCAGCAACCAUUGCUUCGCUUGACGAUAAGAUGGGUCUGAGCGAAAAGCUAAGCAUAGGAACUACUGUGGUGAAUGAGAAGUUGAGAGAUAUCGAUGAACGUUAUCAAGUGAGGGAGAUAACGAAAUCUGCUUUAGCAGCUGCAGAAGAGACAGCAAUCACUGCAAGAACGGCUUUAAUGGCGAACCCUUAUGUAUCAAGUGGAGCUUCGUGGUUUUCAAACGCGUUUGGCGCAGUGACAAAGGCGGUUAAAGAGAAAGUUGAGAAUGGAGGAGAGGGAAGAAAGGAAAUCAUCACACUUGAUCCCUCUUCACCUAAAGAUCCUGCUGUAGUUCCUGUUAAACUUGGUUGAUGCAGAUCUCAUCAAACCAAUCGGUUCUCGACUAAAUUCUUUGAUAGGUUUGUUGUUCAUAUAUAUGCUUUCGUAUGCUAAAGAAAAGAUAAACAUACAU
This is a messenger RNA of Arabidopsis arenosa, 2786 nucleotides long. Lineage: Eukaryota; Viridiplantae; Streptophyta; Magnoliopsida; Brassicales; Brassicaceae. The record is from the annotation of a GenBank genome assembly.